Messenger RNA from Rotaria sordida, 669 nucleotides. The record is from the annotation of a GenBank genome assembly. NCBI's taxonomy places the organism in Eukaryota, Metazoa, Rotifera, Eurotatoria, Philodinida, Philodinidae.
AUGGGUCAUCGUUGUGCUGCUGAAAUUGCUCGACAAACAAAGAUCCCCGUACGUACUAUCCAGUAUAAUUUGGCGAAGAUUCGGAAAGAAGGUAGUGUGGAACAUCGACGUGGUAAUGGACGACCUCGAAAGAUCUCAGCUGAAGAUAAUGUUGCAAUUGGUCAAUGGAUUCGACGAAAUAAUGAAAUUACAUCCACGGAAAUUGUCGAAAAACUUCAAAAAACCAAAAAUUUAAACGUAUCACGAUGGACAGUGCGGCGUCAGCUUUAUCGAUUAGGUUAUAAAAAUGUUUUACCUCGAGGAACUCCAAUGUUGACCAAUGAACAAAAAGACAGACGUGUUCAAUGGGCUUUGGUACACAAGAAUGAUGAUUGGAGUCGUACGGUAUUCUCUGACGAAACAUCUUAUCAAUUAUUCAGAAACACGAUUCGUCGUUGGUCAAAAUAUGCUGAUAAAGAAAUUAAAAAAAUUCCAAAGAAUAAACAAAAAAUUAUGGUAUGGGAUGCUUUUAGUAUCAAAGGUCAAAUAUCAUGUCAUUCUUUUCGAACAAUUAUGGAUAGUCGUCUUUAUGUUGAAAUACUUCAAAAACAUCUUAUUGGUGGUGCAAGGAAGCAAUUUGGAGGUCGAUGGAGAUAUCAGCAGGACAACGACCCCAAGCACACCAGUUGA